Molecule: messenger RNA, 1213 nt
Organism: Populus euphratica (Euphrates poplar)
Lineage: Eukaryota; Viridiplantae; Streptophyta; Magnoliopsida; Malpighiales; Salicaceae
Gene: ACD32.1
Product: alpha-crystallin domain 32.1
Exons: 6
Coding region: 128-976 (282 amino acids)
Source: RefSeq, a predicted model, not a curated record
AACCCCUGCGGCAAACAGAUAUUGAAGAUAUCUUGUUCCCGCUAUAUAAUCCACCAAGAGAAACGAAAAAAUCUACGCUCCCAUACCAGAAUUCACAGACUGUACCUUCUAAACAAGAUAUUGAGAAAUGGAUAGCGAGGCUGUGAGACGGAGAAUGAACAUGAUUGUUGCCCAUUUUGCACACACCAUUGCUGAUGAUAUAUCCUCCCCCGCUCACCUCCUCCCUUUGAACUGCAGUGGCAGUUUGAAUUCUGUCAUCCGAAGGUGCGAUAAUAGAAUGUAUUUUGCACGUCAGGGGUCAGCUUCUCAAGCUUGCUUCAUGAGAAUUCAGCAGCAGGGUUGCUCACUCGUGUUUCUAAAAUCUAACUGUGCAUGCCAGCAGGGUAGCUCCGAAAAGGGUCUCCAAUCCUCUGCUUCUUCUGAAACAGAAUGGUCUUGUAAUGCUGAACUUAUAAACGAUGAAGCACCAUUGUUUUCGAGGCCUACCAAGAUGAAGCCGAACUUGCCAAACGUUGAACCGACCCUAACUCCUGCUAAAUAUUCCCAGUCAACCAUGUCUGCCCUUCCCAAGUUUGCCAGGCCAAAUAGACGCACAAUAAACAGGAACGGGCAGCUUCAGUUUGAGAAGAAAAUAAAUUCUUCUGAAUCUAAUGGAAUUGAGUGGUCACCAAAGAUGGAUGUUGUAGAAUCUGGGGUUAAUUAUGUCUUGAAAAUAGAGAUUCCAGGUGUUAACGUCAAUGACAUUAGAGUGGAGAUUCAUGGCCAAAACUUGAAAGUAUUGGGCAAACGCUCCACUCAGUGCAGUAAAAUGGCAUCCGGUGGUUGCUUAAGUGACUCCAUCUUAAGAUAUCACAAGAAGGAGAUUGUAGAAGGGCCAUACGAGAUUGUGUGGCAACUUCCCCUCGAUGGGAACAAGGACUCUGUCUCAGCUGAGUUUCUCAACGGAUUAUUACAAGUAACUGUUCCAAAAAUGUGAGAAUCAGCUGGGGAAUUCAUGAGCAAGAAGCACGUUGCAAUGUACCAUAUCAAAGUACAAUUAAAUUGGUUAUAUAUUUACAAUAAGCUAAUAAAAUUACGAUAAAUUAAUAACUAUUAAUACUGUGAUUGACUAGUAUAUAUUUUAUAUUUCUAGAAAUUCCGAGUACUUUAUGCCGCAAAUUUCACAGAAUGUUCUACUCUUGUAUACAAUAUUAUUGUUGGACUUGGCUCAAGA